CUUCCACUUCAGAGCCAGUUCCGCUCUGCAACUCCGGUCGCCGACCUCGCCUCCGGACUGAUCGGAUUUUUGUAGUCAGCUCCGAUGGCAGCCUCCUCCAUACGACCUUCUCUCUCCUCUUUUAGGUUCUCAACCGCCUCCCGUCUCGGCGGCGUUUCCCUCUCUCCAUUACUCCUUCCUCGGAGGCUGCUUUUCUCUCAUCUCGGUAGCGCGGUUUCGCAUUCGCCAUGUUUUGGUUUGAGAGCUUCUAGGCUGUUGAGAGCUGAGAGCAACAGGGUAAGGAUGCAACAGGGUGGAGUGGUACAAGCAAGUACAUCUGCUACCCAGGAGAACCUCCUAGAGUGGGUCAAACAGGACAAAAGAAGAAUGCUUCAUGUUGUUUAUCGUGUUGGGGAUUUGGACAGGACCAUCAAAUUCUAUACAGAAUGCCUGGGAAUGAAGCUGCUGAGAAAACGUGAUAUACCAGAAGAGAGAUACACAAAUGCUUUUCUCGGAUAUGGACCAGAAGAUAAUCACUUUGUCAUUGAACUCACCUACAAUUAUGGAGUUGACAAGUAUGAUAUUGGAACAGGAUUUGGUCAUUUUGGUAUUGCUGUUGAAGAUGUUGCUAAGACUGUGGAACUUAUAAAGGCUAAGGGUGGGAAAGUAACAAGAGAACCUGGUCCAGUCAAAGGUGGUAGUACUGUUAUUGCAUUUAUUGAAGAUCCUGAUGGUUACAAAUUUGAACUACUUGAAAGAGGGCCUACACCUGAACCCUUGUGUCAAGUAAUGCUUCGCGUUGGUGAUCUUGAUCGUUCCAUAAAUUUCUAUGAGAAGGCCUUUGGCAUGGAGCUUCUACGCAAACGAGAUAAUCCAGAAUACAAGUAUACGAUAGCCAUGAUGGGCUAUGGUCCGGAGGAUAAAAAUGUUGUUCUGGAGUUGACUUACAACUAUGGAGUUACUGAUUAUGAAAAAGGAAAUGCUUAUGCUCAGAUUGCAAUUGGCACAGAUGAUGUAUAUAAAACUGCAGAAGCAAUUAAACUUGUUGGUGGGAAAAUUACUCGUGAACCUGGACCAUUACCUGGUAUCAACACCAAGAUCACUGCAUGCUUAGAUCCUGAUGGUUGGAAGACGGUUUUUGUCGAUAAUAUUGAUUUCCUGAAGGAGUUGGAGUGAGUUUUUAAGGUCCAUGAUCAUAUGCUGACUACACUCAUAUCCAUAUCCAGGACAGAUGGGUUCUUGGAGGUUCUCCAUGAGAAUGCUUCCUGAACCAUUUUGUAGAUAAAAUCUGCAAUCUUUCAGAAGAACAGACACAUAAGCAGUGAGCCUGGAAGAAUUGAAGUUGAAGAUGUUAUUUUAUUUUUAAAUAAUUAUCUGCAUUUGUUUUGAUGAAAAUAUUAUCAGAAAUCAGUUAUGGUCGAAAAGGUUAUAAGAUAAUGACUACGGCUGAGGAUGUACUAUAGUAAACCAUUUCUAAAUUAUUCUAUGUUUGAAGUUGGUUUUGAAAAUUUUAUCCUGGAAGGAAACUUUCACCGUGUAGUAGUUAUGUUUAAAGAGUCCUUACUGCUUUCAAUGAAUUUUAGGAAUGAGA
Rubroshorea leprosula is the source of this 1570-nucleotide messenger RNA. The record is from the annotation of a GenBank genome assembly. Lineage: Eukaryota; Viridiplantae; Streptophyta; Magnoliopsida; Malvales; Dipterocarpaceae.